Molecule: messenger RNA, 2056 nt
Organism: Cajanus cajan (pigeon pea)
Lineage: Eukaryota; Viridiplantae; Streptophyta; Magnoliopsida; Fabales; Fabaceae
Source: RefSeq, a predicted model, not a curated record
AAAGGAAUAUACUACACCUCUUGCAAAAACCUCUAUUAUUCUCUAAUAGCCAUAUUAAUCAUACAUUGAAAUUUGAAAUCCAUUCUUUAAUGGAAAACUCAACAAUGGGUAAUGAUUUUCUUACCACAAGUGAGGAGAAUUUCUUCAAGAAAAAGAAAACUCUCCCCAUUGAUACCAUAUUCAAGCUUCCUGUACCUAUAUCAAAUUCAUCUUGGCCUCCAGGUGGUGAUUUUGCAAGUGGAAUAAUUGAUCUAGGUGGGUUGCAAGUGUCUCAAAUAUCAACAUUCAACAAAGUUUGGGGCACCUAUGGUGGUGGACCUGACAAUAAAGGUUUCACCAUGUUUGAACCAUCAGGAAUACCGCAAGGUUUCUAUAUGUUGGGUAGCUACUGUCAACCCAACAACAAGCCUCUUUUUGGAUGGGUUCUUGUGGCAAAAGAUGUAUCUAAAAGUAUAAACAACUCCACUUUAAAGCAACCAAUUGAUUACACACUUAUAUGGAACAGUGCAUCAUUGAAGAUUAGUCAAGAUGGUCCCAUCUAUGUUUGGCUUCCAAUAUCACCUGAUGGGUACAAAGCUUUGGGCCAUGUUGUCACCAACACACCAAACAAGCCUUCCCUUGAAAAAAUUAGGUGUGUCAGAUCAGACCUCACUGACCAAUGUGAAACAAGUUCAUUGGUUUGGGAAUCAGGAAGCUUCCGUGUUUAUGAUGUUAGACCCAACAAUAGAGGAAUCCAAGCUCCUAGUGUUAGCGUAGGCACCUUUAUUGCUCAAAAUGGGAGCACCAUCAACCCUCCAAGUAUUGCUUGUUUGAAAACCACCAAUGCUAUCCCAAAACACAUGCCUAAUCUACAACAAAUCAAGGCAAUACUCCAAGUUUACUCUCCAAUUAUGUGCUUGCACCCUGAUGAAGAAUACUUACCAUCUUCUGUGAAUUGGUUUUUCUCCAAUGAGGCACUACUAUAUAAGAAAGGGCAAGAGUCAAAUCCUGUCACAAUAGAACCAAAUGGCACUAACCUCCCUCAGGAUCAUAACACCGAUGGUGCCUAUUGGCUGGACCUGCCUGUUGAUGCAGCCAACAAAGAGAGGGUUAAAAAAGGAGAUUUGCAAAGUGCUAAAAGUUAUGUGCAUGUGAAGCCAAUGCUCGGAGGAACCUUCACUGACAUUGCAAUAUGGGUCUUCUACCCAUUCAAUGGGCCUUCAAGAGCUAAAGUUAAGUUCAUUACUCUUAAAUUGGGGAAGAUAGGUGAACAUGUUGGUGACUGGGAGCAUGUGACACUAAGGGUAAGCAACUUCAAUGGUGAACUAUAUCAAGUCUAUUUCUCACAACACAGCAAGGGUACAUGGUUUGAUUCAUCUCAGAUUGAGUUCCAAAGUGGUGGGAACAAACCACUAUUCUAUUCUUCUUUGCAUGGUCAUGCAUCAUACCCUCAUGCUGGCCUUAAUCUACAAGGGGAAGAUGACAUAGGUAUAAGGAAUGAUACUGCUAAAGGUGACAAUGUGAUGGAUAUGGGACAAUUUGAAUUGGUUUCUGCUGAGUAUUUGGGUUCUACAGUUGUAGAGCCUCCUUGGCUGAACUACUUUAGGGAAUGGGGUCCUAAGAUUGAAUACGAAAUAGAUGAUGAGUUGAAAAAGAUUGAGAAGAUGUUGCCGGGAAAGCUAAAAUCUGCUUUUGAAAAGAUUGUGAAGAGUUUACCAAGUGAGGUGGUGGGAGAGGAAGGACCCACAGGUCCAAAGGUUAAGAAUAAUUGGAGUGGAGAUGAAGUUUAAGAUUGUAAACUUCAGUUACAUUGAUUCAUACUUGUUAUACUAGAGUGCGUUAAUAUGCUUUUGUGUGCAAAACAGAACUCAUAGUUAAUUCAAGUUGGGCAUUAGACUAUGUAACUGACAACUAUAACCAAUUAGGUGUAAUCAUUCUGUUACUGUUUAACCACAAUAGCUUCUUGCAUGUUCUCUCUUUGUUGCAUAUACUGGUACUGUAUAAUAGUGAUAUAAAAUGGAUUGUCUCGUCUCUUUUCUAUUCAAUGCUUUCCAAGCUCUCUUGUCUCUGGGUCAAU